Messenger RNA from Drosophila novamexicana, 5274 nucleotides. RefSeq names its product 1-phosphatidylinositol 4,5-bisphosphate phosphodiesterase gamma-1 (gene sl). Gene Ontology annotation, biological process: phosphatidylinositol-mediated signaling; positive regulation of epithelial cell migration; phospholipid catabolic process. The record is from RefSeq and is a predicted model, not a curated record. The transcript has 4 exons. Gene Ontology annotation, molecular function: phosphatidylinositol-4,5-bisphosphate phospholipase C activity; protein binding. Bases 16 to 3711 code for a protein of 1231 amino acids. Lineage: Eukaryota; Metazoa; Arthropoda; Insecta; Diptera; Drosophilidae.
AAUAAUUAAAAAACGAUGAGUUGCUUUAGUGCAAUGAAUACACCCCUAUUGGGGGAAAUGGAGCAGACAAUUUGCAUGCUAGAACGCGGAACAAUUGUAACGAAACUAUAUGGAAAACAACGACGCCCCGAUCGGCGACACCUCAUGCUUAUCAGAGAAACCCGUCAGCUGUUAUGGUCCACUGUCGCGGCACAGACACGCACCGAAUACGAGGGAACAAUCCAGUUGCGGGAGAUACGCGAAAUACGCGUCGGCAAGAACUCAAAGGAGUUCCGACUCCAUGCCGAUGACUGCCAGCGUUUCGAGAGCAGCAAAUGUUUUGUCAUUAUGUACGGCAACAGUUUCAAGCUGAAGAGCUUCUCUGUGGUGGCGCUCUCGGAGAUCGAAGCCGAUAACUGGGUACGGGGAUUAAGGUAUAUGGUUAAGGACACCAUUCAUUCGCCGUAUCCACUGCAAAUCGAUCGUUGGCUGCGGCGUGAAUACUAUUCGUUCGAGAAUGUUAACUCGCACCUGACCAAAUCCGACCAGAGCUCCCAAGUGACCAUCAAGGAUUUCAAAACAUUCUUGAGCAACGUUAGUUGCAAGAUGAGCACAAGUAAAUUUAUGGAGUGCUUUACAGACGAUAUAAAACGCAAGCAUGAUCUGAAAUUCGACGAUUUCUCGCGUCUGUAUCAGAAACUCUUGCUGCCCGUUAAUUUCGUCAAUGUCCUUGGUAGUACGCAGUUCGCUUAUUCGGAGGACAAGAAAAUAGUAAGGCCCAUUGAGUUUAAACGUUUCCUGGAAAUUGAACAGCACGAUUUGAAUGCCUUGGAACUGAAUAGUAUAUCUAGUUUUAUGCGCGACUUUGUGCAGGACGUUGAACGCGAUGUGCAGGAGCCAUAUUUAACCAUCUCCGAGUUUGUCGAUUAUCUCUUUUCCAAGCAAAAUGAUCUGUGGGACGCAAGAUUCGAUGCCGUCUUCAUGGACAUGAACCAGCCGUUGUCCUCCUACUGGAUAGCCUCAUCCCACAACACAUAUCUAACGGGUGACCAGUUCUCGAGCGAAUCCUCUUGCGAGGCCUAUGCACGUGCCCUCCGCAUGGGUUGUCGCUGCAUCGAGCUAGACUGCUGGAAUGGCCCUGACAAUUUGCCGUACAUAUUCCAUGGUCACACCAUGACCUCAAAAAUUAAGUUCAUGGACGUCAUCAAGACCAUUAAAGAUCAUGCAUUCACCACGUCCGAGUAUCCAGUAAUUCUAUCCAUCGAACAGAACUGCUCCUUGGAGCAACAGCGAAAUAUGGCACAUGCGCUGAUUGAGGUCUUUGGAGAUAUGCUGCUCACACAGCCUUGCGAUCGAAAUGAACUGCAUUUGCCGUCGCCCAAUCAGCUGCGUCGCAAGAUAAUUCUAAAGCACAAAAAGUUGCCGCAAUUCGAUGAAAAUGUUAGUGCAAUUAAUUUACCUGCGGUUGGUGUUAAUAAUGGAACGAUCGCUUCAUUUAGUCACCGGUCUUCUCUGGGUGGCGCGACGGAUGAUAGCGAGAAUUUGCAGAAAAUCCUAAAGAAAGGCUUGCUGUACUUUAAGGACCCAGUCGAUAAGUCGUGGAACCUCUAUCAGUUUGUGCUCACCCAACAGGAGCUUAUCUACACAUCCGAAAUCAGCGAAUGCCGCAACGGCAAUUCAGAAGAUGAUGAUUUCGGACUGUCGUCCUGCACGCUGAAUAGCAAUAUGCAGCAGAAACAGAAGGAUACAUCGGCCAAUGAUGAGCUGCAUUUUGGUGAAAAUUGGUUUCACGGCAAGUUAGAGGGUGGAAGACAAGAGGCGGAUCAGUUGUUGGAAACUUACAAACACCUUGGCGAUGGCACAUUCUUGGUGCGCGAGUCGGCCACGUUUGUGGGGGAUUAUAGCUUGUCCUUCUGGCGGCGCAAUCGGCCCAAUCAUUGCCGUAUUAAGCUGAAACACGAGAAUGGCUCCAUUAAGUAUUAUCUGGUUGAGAACUUUGUAUUUGAUUCGUUGUACUCGUUGAUUGUGUACUACCGCAAGAAUAUGCUGCGUAGCUCGGAGUUUUCCAUUAUCCUCAAGGAGCCAGUACCACAACCAAAGAAGCACGAGAGUCAGGAUUGGUUUCAUCCAAAUACCACAAAGGAGCAGGCCGAGCAGGGUCUGUUAAAGCUGGACAUUGGAUCGUUUCUGGUGCGGCCAUCGGUGCAAAGCGUCAAUGCGUUUGUCAUAUCCUUUACGAUAAAUCGCAAAAUCAAACACUGUCGGAUCAUGCAGGAGGGUCGCCUGUAUGCCAUUGACACAAUGCAAUUUGAGUCCUUAGUAUCGCUAAUACACUAUUAUAUGAGGAAUCCGUUAUAUCGGAACGUCAAACUCGUCCAUCCGGUUUCCCAGGAGCUACUGCGACAGAGCCUAAUAGAGAAUGCCCAAUUGCACGGUGAGCAUAGCAAUAACGAUAGCUCUGGUGCCUCCAAUUAUAUGGGCUCCAAUCUGGAGGAAUAUGUCACAUGCAAGGCCCUAUACAGCUAUAAGGCCGACAAGCCAGACGAGCUCUCCUUUCCAAAGCACGCGAUCAUAACGAAUGUGCAGAGGAACAACUCGAUGUGGUGGAAAGGUGAUUACGGUGGCAUGAUACAACAACAUCUGCCGGCUAACUAUGUCAAGGUCAUUGAUUCUGCAACUGAGGAUUACAAUUCGGUCACUGAGGAGGGCAACGAUGGGCGCACCGAUUCAAUUGAGAUCUAUGGCGCAGUGGCGUCUCUUUUCGAGUCAAACGAGCCUGGAAUUAUAAUAAAGCUGCAGAUCCAAACGCCAACGAUGCAAAAUCCAUUUAUAAUCGGAUUUGACAACCAGGAGACGGCCUACGAGUGGAUCAAAUCCAUACAGGACGCAGCACUAAUUGCUAGUCAAUUGGCCACAGAACGACGUAAAAAGGAGCGCACGGCACGCGUGGCCAAGGAGAUGUCCGAUUUGAUCAUCUAUUUUCGCAGUGUACCGUUCCGGGAUCACUCUUGGAUAUUCCAAGAGAUGUCCAGCUUUCCCGAAACAAAGGCCGAAAAGCAGUUUAUACAACAAAAUAUGCCGCUCUUCCUGUCGUAUCAUCGCAAUCAAAUUAGUCGUGUAUACCCGAAGGGUCAACGCUUGGACUCAUCCAACUUUAAUCCGGUGCCCUUUUGGAACAUUGGCUCCCAAAUGAUUGCACUGAAUUAUCAAACUGGCGACAAGGCCAUGCAGCUCAAUCAGGCCAAAUUUCGAAAUAAUGGCCAAUGUGGCUACAUACUAAAGCCAGUGUUUAUGAUGUCCGAGAAUUUCAAUCCCAACAAUCCCUUGUCUGACGGCCUCAUCGAAACGAAGGUUAGCGUGCGCAUCAUUGCAGCUCGGCAUCUAUUCCGCGGUGGCAAAUCGAACAAUCCGCAAAUUGUUGUGGAAAUCGUUGGCGCCAGCUUUGAUAGCGGCAUCAAAUACCGCAGCAAAGUCAAUGAGAACGGAUUCAAUCCCAUUUGGAACGAAUCCUUCGAGUUCACAGUGCACAAUCCGCAGUUUGCGCUGCUGCGCUUCGAGGUCCAGGACGAGGAUAUGUUUGCCGAAACGCAUUUCAUAGCCCAGGCCUGCUAUCCAUUGACCUGUGUGCGCCAAGGCUAUCGCAGCGUGAUCCUGCGCAACAAGUUCAGCGAGGAGCUGGAGCUGUCCUCGCUUUUGGUCAAUAUCGAGAUUUCAAAUCGGGAAUCUACUUAGUGCAAUAACACAGCCCGAAUUCAAGUAUUUUUAAACACAAUGCAUACAUAUCACAAAACAACACGUACAUACAUAUCUUACCCAACCACAUAUUAACUACAUAUACAUACACAUAUCGCAGCUAGCAUUACUUAACAAAACUACAUUCUGCACGUGAAAGAUUUUUACAAUCUGCACUUGCGACAAAUGAUUUUCGCAUUCCUUUACGAAGCUUAUGUGUGUUUAUGCCAUGGACACUUCGCGAAAUCAGUUUUUUAAGAGUGUGCAUUUCAUGAUAUGCUGCGUUUAAAUUGUAUUUAUGCUAGCCAAUUUCAUGGAACGUAGCUAACGCCAAUUCACGAAUUCGAUUUACACACGAAAGUUGACUAUGUUUACGUUUAUACGCCAAAAUACUAGAAAGUGCUGCAUAAUAUUUUUAAUAUAUAUUUAUAUUAUAUACAUAUCAUGCUAUUCCAGGAAGAAUUGCUUAAAAUGUAUUACUGUCUAAGUGCAAAAGAUGUAAACGGUCGGGAAAGUAGGACCGAACGGAUUAGGACUAGCAAAUUGUGACUGAUACGCUGCAAGCCGGUUCGAAUCAAUGCCUCGCCCAGGUUUUAGUUCGAACAUUAGUUCGCUACAUUUUUAACAAUUUUAUAUAGAGCACUUCAAUUCUACACAAUUCUCUUGAUCCGGUAUUAGGUAAUUUUUCAUAUUCAAAGUACUUAAACAAGUCUAAGGGCAAUGCCAAAAACUAACUAAUUUUACAAGAACAUUUUAAAUCAAACAAAAAAAUAGUUUUCUGGGUCAAAGGUAAUCCGGUUUAAGGCUCGGUUCAUGAUACAUAUGAAAUUGAAAUUCCAGGUUCCAACCUUUUCGGCUUUAUUUGUAGCCCAGCUUAAAAAAGAUACGCCUGUCAAUUAUCUGUAGGAUAUCUCUCCAUAACAAAGUGAAAAAAAGGGAAAAGCAUAUCAGUAUUCCAGCCGUUCGAUUUGCAAUUUGACAAUUUAGAUUAUUUGUAAAUGUGUAAAAAUAAACUCAAGGUGUACAUUUUGAUGGUAUCGCCCAUAUAAUUACUUAUAUAUAAUUUAUAAGUGAAAUGUGUUCAUUUUAAAAAUUGUUUUACUAAUCAGUAUUAUGAUUUUUCCUGACUUAGGUCAGUUACGUGCACAAAGCAUAAUUUUCACAGUGCAAGUCGGGCGUAUAUACGUAUUAAUGAAGGUAUCAAGUCAUUUGAUGAAUUGGUGAAUCGCAACCUAGUUAAUUUCUGUUAAAAACAAUUCUAACAAUUCAUUCUGUGAGUUCGAGAACAAUGUAUUUGAUGUGUUUAUGCCACAGUUUUGACUAACGUUUAAUUUAAAAUCAUAAAAGUUUGCUUGUAAAUUCGCAAAAUGAAUGUGAAGUAAAGCAAUUCACCUUUUCACUAUACCAAUGCCAACUUUCGCGUGAAAAUCAAAUUGUUGGAAAGCAAUUUUAGAUUGGAUUCAUGAAAUUCAACUAUUUUUAGUGCUUACAUAACAGGCUUAUCAUAAGAUCCAUAUUAUAAACGUAGUAAUCGCAUGUAACAUGAGCCGCAGCCAACUUAAU